Aplosporella prunicola CBS 121167 is the source of this 1351-nucleotide messenger RNA. RefSeq lists its product as uncharacterized. NCBI's taxonomy places the organism in Eukaryota, Fungi, Ascomycota, Dothideomycetes, Botryosphaeriales, Aplosporellaceae. The record is from RefSeq and is a predicted model, not a curated record. The transcript is spliced from 3 exons. The coding region runs from base 171 to 1034 and encodes 287 amino acids. Gene Ontology annotation, molecular function: GTP binding; GTPase activity.
UGUCAGCAAUCGAUAGUGAAUUUGUUAUCGAGUAUUGGCGACUAAGCUGAGGCCUCUCACCGCCCAGCAACAACAAGCAGGUCCACCCGCAGGCCCGCGUUUACCUCCGCGACGACUCCGCCAACAUCGACUCAACUAGUCACAUUCCCGACAACCAGACCUCUACACUCAUGGCCGAAUCAGGAUCAGCGGCUGCCAAACCGAGCAGCAGUGUGAAGCUCGUGCUUCUGGGUGAAGCGGCCGUAGGAAAGUCGUCGUUGGUGAUGCGAUUCGUAAACAACGACUUCCAAGAGAACAAGGAACCCACGAUAGGAGCCGCCUUCCUGACCCAAAAAUGCAACCUCCCCACCCGCACCAUCAAGUUCGAGAUUUGGGAUACGGCGGGUCAAGAACGCUUCGCCAGCCUGGCUCCCAUGUACUACCGUAACGCGCAGGCCGCGCUCGUCGUCUACGACAUCACCAAGGCAUCCAGCUUGACCAAGGCACAACACUGGGUCGCGGAGUUGCAGAGACAGGCUUCGCCGGGCAUCGUCAUCGCACUUGUCGGAAACAAGGCGGAUUUGGUUGAGGCAGACAACGAAGAGGUCGAGGAGGAGACUCCGGCGACGCAACCGGAGAGCAGCGAAAACGCGCCGGCCGUCGCAACGGAAACUCCUGGCGACCACGAUGUUGAGGGUGAUGGUCCGAGCGGAGAGUUGGAGGCGGAUGCUGACACCACGACGCCACCCGCCCCGGCCCCGGCCCCCGAGGAGACCGAGGAUGAGGAGAACGACGACGCGCGCAAGGUUUCUACCAAGGCUGCCAAGGCAUAUGCGGACGAGGAAAGUCUGCUCUUCUUCGAGACUUCGGCCAAGACGGGUGAGAACGUGACGGAGGUCUUCACGGCCAUUGCCAAUGCCAUCCCUGAGACCAGCCUCAAGGGACCCCGUGGUGUUGGCCAGGGUCUGGGUGGACGGGGUGGCGACGACGGCAGUGCCAGGGUCAACCUGACGAGCGGACAGGCACAGGGUCCCAAGGAAGGCUGCGCAUGUUAGGAGUAGGCUCGGUAUCAGGACAAAACUGCGAGAGUGUAGAUGGCAGGCAACAGGACUGGAGAGGCUGCUGCGCUCACGGCUUCCAACCCAACCCUCACGGGUCCUCACAGGAUGGCGAAUAUGAUUUCUUCUCGUUCUUGCGUCUCGUCAUUAUUUGGCAGGAUAGAUUGCUGUUUGUGAUACAUGGUUGCACGGAUGUGGGACGGUGGGGUGAGCUGCAGUGAAUUCUUCUGUGAUUGCUUUUGAAAGCAGUGAGGAGGAAAUAUCGGUAGUGAUGCAUGCAAUAGAAGUAAUAGCGGCAAGUGCAUAUCCCUGAU